CCACCCCCGGCACCUCGCCAGAGCCACCACCCCCCCGGGGCUCUGGCACCGGGUCGGGGCAGCGGGAGCACCGGGAGCGCCGAUUCCGGGCACGGAGCAGCGCUGCGGAGCACCGAGAGAGGCCGGGCCGGGUACCGGGACCGCCACGUCCGAGAACCCGGAGCUGUCCUGCCGCGCACGGUAGAUCGGGACACCAGGAGCCGGCGAACCGAGCAGAGGGGCGCGCACGUUUCGGGCACCGGGAGCCGUCCAGGCGGGACUUGAGCGUAUCCAGUCACCGGGAGUCUUCCAGGCAGCACCGGGCACGGCAAAUCGGAUCACUAGGAGUCGUCCAGGCGGCACCGGACACGGCAAAUCCGGUCACCGGGAGUCAUCCGGGCAGGACCUGAGUGUAUCGAGUCGCCGGGAGUCGUCCAGGCACCAUCGAGUACGGCAAAACUGACCACCGGGAAGACAUCCAGGCAGCACCGGGCACGGCAGAUCCAGACGGGAGGACCGUCCGGCUAGCUGGGCACCGGGCACGGUAAAUCCGGGCACCAUGGGCCCUCCCGGCAUGCUGCCCGCCCUGGCCUGGCUGCUGGUGGGGCUGAGCGUGCCGUUGCCGUGCCGGAGCCAGCCACACGGCGAGAAGGGCAUCUCCAUCCCCGACCACGGCUUCUGCCAACCCAUCUCCAUCCCACUCUGCACAGACAUCGCCUACAACCAGACCAUCAUGCCCAACCUGCUGGGACACACCAACCAGGAGGACGCGGGCUUGGAGGUCCACCAGUUCUACCCCUUGGUGAAGGUGCAGUGCUCGCUGGAGCUGAAGUUCUUCCUGUGCUCCAUGUACGCGCCGGUGUGCACGGUGCUGGAGCAGGCCAUCCCGCCCUGCCGCUCCAUCUGCGAGCGGGCGCGCCAGGGCUGCGAGGCCCUCAUGAAUAAGUUUGGUUUCCAGUGGCCCGAGCGGUUACGGUGCGAGAACUUCCCCCGGCACGGCGCCGAGCAGAUCUGCGUGGGGCAGAACCACUCGGAGGACGGUGGCUCCCCGGCGCUGCUCACCAGCGCCACGCCGCUGGCCGGCCAGGGCACCCCGGGCGCCCCUCGUUACGCCACCCUCGACCACCCCUUCCACUGCCCGCGGGCGCUGAAGGUGCCCAGCUACCUCAACUACAAGUUCCUGGGGGAGAAGGACUGCGCGGCGCCCUGCGAGCCCACCCGGCCCGACGGCCACAUGUUCUUCAACGAGGACGAGAUCCGUUUCGCCCGCAUCUGGAUCCUCAUCUGGUCUGUCUUGUGUUGUGCCUCGACCUUCUUCACCGUCACCACCUACCUGGUGGACAUGCAGCGUUUCCGCUACCCCGAGCGCCCCAUCAUCUUCCUCUCGGGCUGCUACACCAUGGUGUCGGUGGCCUACAUUGCUGGCUUCGUGCUGGAGGAGAGGGUGGUCUGCAACGAGCGGUUCCAGGAGGACGGCUACCGCACGGUGGUACAGGGCACCAAGAAGGAAGGCUGCACCAUCCUCUUCAUGAUGCUCUACUUCUUCAGCAUGGCCAGCUCGAUCUGGUGGGUCAUCCUCUCCCUCACCUGGUUCCUGGCUGCCGGCAUGAAGUGGGGCCACGAGGCCAUCGAGGCCAACUCGCAGUACUUCCACCUGGCUGCCUGGGCCGUGCCGGCCGUCAAGACCAUCACCAUCCUGGCCAUGGGGCAGAUCGACGGGGACCUGCUGAGCGGCGUCUGCUUCGUGGGCCUCAACAACAUCGACCCUCUGCGGGGCUUCGUGCUGGCCCCGCUCUUCGUCUACCUCUUCAUCGGCACCUCCUUCCUGCUGGCCGGCUUCGUCUCCCUCUUCCGCAUCCGCACCAUCAUGAAGCACGGCGGGACCAAGACGGAGAAGCUGGAGCGGCUGAUGGUCCGCAUCGGGGUCUUCAGCGUCCUCUACACCGUCCCCGCCACCAUCGUCAUCGCCUGCUACUUCUACGAGCAGGCUUUCCGCGAGCACUGGGAGCGCAGCUGGAUCAGCCAGAACUGCAAGAGCUUGGCCAUCCCCUGCCCGCUCCACUUCACCCCCCGCAUGACCCCCGACUUCACCGUCUACAUGAUCAAGUAUCUCAUGACUCUCAUCGUGGGCAUCACCUCCGGCUUUUGGAUAUGGUCGGGGAAGACCCUGCACUCCUGGAGGAAGUUCUACACGCGGCUCACCAACAGCAAGCAGGGCGAGACGACGGUGUGACCC
Molecule: messenger RNA, 2215 nt
Organism: Dryobates pubescens (Downy woodpecker)
Lineage: Eukaryota; Metazoa; Chordata; Aves; Piciformes; Picidae
Gene: FZD2
Product: frizzled class receptor 2
Exons: 1
Coding region: 539-2212 (557 amino acids)
Biological process (GO): non-canonical Wnt signaling pathway; canonical Wnt signaling pathway
Cellular component (GO): plasma membrane
Molecular function (GO): Wnt-protein binding; Wnt receptor activity
Source: RefSeq, a predicted model, not a curated record